Anolis carolinensis (green anole) is the source of this 3952-nucleotide messenger RNA. It is a transcript of the gene cog6, whose product is annotated as component of oligomeric golgi complex 6. Lineage: Eukaryota; Metazoa; Chordata; Lepidosauria; Squamata; Anolidae. The transcript is spliced from 19 exons. Bases 80 to 2059 code for a protein of 659 amino acids. Gene Ontology annotation, cellular component: COG complex. Gene Ontology annotation, biological process: intra-Golgi vesicle-mediated transport. The record is from RefSeq and is a predicted model, not a curated record.
UCACGGGGGUCCGGUGAGCCGUCGCUCCAGGUCCUCCCAGCUGAUAGCGCCACGGAAGAGGAAAGGGGGGGGGGGGAACAUGGCGGCGGCCGAAGAGCUCCAGCGCCCACUUAAUGCUGCGCCCACAUCCACGGCUUCCUCCUCGCAAGGCCUGAGCGGCGGAGGAGGAGGGGGCCCCGGACCCAACCCGCUCUCCCGGAAGCUCCGCAAAGUGCUGGAGACACGGCUGGAGGCCGACAAGGAAAUGUUGGAAGCACUCAAGGCUCUAUCAGCCUUUUUUGUAGAAAAUAGUUUGCGUACCAGAAGAAAUUUACGCGGGGAUAUUGAACAUCGCAGUUUAGCCAUAAAUGAAGAAUUUGUCUACAUUUUCAAGCAAGUGAAAGAGGAGCUUGAAGGCAUAAAUGAAGAUGUGCAAUUCAUGAAUAACUGCUGUCAGGAGAUGACUAAUCACUUGAAGGCAACCAAAGAGCAAACCCAGGAUUUAAUAGUGAAGACAACUAAACUUCAAGCAGAGAACCAAAGAUUGGAAUUAAAAGCACAAAUAGCAGAUGCUUUCAUAACAGAGUUCCAGCUUUCUUCAGAAGAGAUGAACAUCCUUCGAGGUGCAAGAGAUGGACCUGUUACAGAGAAUUUUUUUAAAGUAUUGGGAAGAGUCAAGCAAAUUCACAAUGAUGUCAAGAUCCUUCUCCGCACAAACCAGCAGAGAUCAGGCCUAGAGAUUAUGGAACAGAUGGCUUUACUUCAAGAGACUUCAUAUGAACAACUCUACCGAUGGGCACAAGGUGAAUGCAGGGCUUUAACUCAAGAAUCCUGUGAUAUUUCUCCAGUCCUAGCACAAGCAAUGGAAGCUUUACAAGACAGGCCUGUUCUGUAUAAAUAUACCCUUGAUGAGUUUGCAACUGCUAGAAGAAGUGCUGUGGUCCGUGGUUUCAUAGAUGCCCUCACCAGAGGAGGUCCAGGGGGAACCCCCCGGCCCAUUGAAAUGCAUUCCCAUGAUCCUUUAAGAUAUGUAGGAGACAUGUUGGCAUGGCUUCAUCAAGCUACUGCUUCUGAAAAAGAGCACCUGGAAGCCCUGUUAAAAUUCAUAACUACUGAAGGAGUAGAAGAAAAUAUGCAAGAAGUGGUUGGACAUAUCACAGAAGGAGUUUGCCGACCUCUCAAGGUUAGAAUUGAACAGGUAAUAGUGGCUGAACCAGGAGCUGUCCUUCUAUACAAAAUUUCUAAUCUUCUUAAAUUCUAUCACCACACCAUCAGUAAUAUUGUGGGGAACAGUGCUGCUGUACUCUUAACAACCAUAGAAGAGAUGCAUCAGUUGAGUAAAAAGAUAUUCUUCAACAGCUUGAGCCUUCAUGCAAGUAAACUCAUGGAUAAGAUUGAAUUGCCACCUGCGGAUCUUGGCCCAAGCUCUGCACUGAACCAAACACUUGCCCUACUGCGUGAAGUACUAGCAUCUCAUGACUCCUGCGUUAUUCCUUUGGAUACUCGUCAGGCUGACUUUGUACAGGUCCUUUCCUGUGUGCUGGAUCCGCUGCUACAGAUGUGCACUGUCUCUGCUAGUAACUUAGGAUCUGCUGACAUGGCAACCUUCAUGGUGAAUUCACUUCAUAUGAUGAAGACACUAGCUCUGUUUGAAUUCACAGAUAAACGGCUUGAAAUGUUACAGUAUCAGAUUGAGGCACAUCUUGAUACCCUUAUAAAUGAGCAAGCCUCUUAUGUUUUAACUAGAGUGGGACUCAGCUACAUAUAUAAUGUUUUACAGCAACACAAGCCAGAACAGGGUCCCCUGGCAAAUAUUCCCAGUAUGGAUGCUAUGUCCUUAAAAGCUGCAAUGGUCCAAUUUGAUCGUUAUUUAUCAGCGCCCGACGGCCUGCUAAUGCCACAGAUAAAUUUUCUCCUGAGCACUGCUGUUAAACAGCAGAUAAUAAAACUGUCCACAGAACUUGUCUGCAGAGCUUACAGUGAAGUAUAUGCAGCUGUGAUGAAUCCAGACAAUAAAUAUAAAGAUCCAGAAACAUUAUUACACAGAUCACCUCAUCAAGUUCAAGCACUUCUCUCCUAACCUUUUCAUCAGAAACAUUCCUUAUGAUAUUCUCACUGUUUACAAUUAGAAUACAGUCAUGGCACCAAUGAAUGUAGGCACCUACAGUGUGGUUUUUAUGAUAAUGACACUCAUGCAGUUGGACUACAGAUGGGUGCAAAUUUACUUGGCUGAAAUCUUGUUGGUUUUAGAGGAAUUAAAACUGCUUGUUUAUGUGCAGGAUUGAGCAUGUUGUCUGACAUGCAAGAGAAAGAUUGGGAUUUGAAAUUGAAUUUAACUUAUUUUUGUAUUUGGAAAAGCAUUGUGAUAACGUUCAGGCUUGUUGGGAAGGGGAAAAAGUACAGUAAACUAUUUGUGGCGUUGAUGAAAAAAUAAAACAGGGUAAACCCAAAACACUUCAUGCUUUCAGUGGCUUAACAUGCUUGGCAUUAUGCUGACAUUCUUUUCCUUGCCAAUUUGAGAAAAAAUCCCAGUAGUUGGAUGUAUCCCAUUUUGCCCAUGAUUUCUUGUUGUUCUUAUUGUGUAGCCUUUUAAUAGUUUCUGACCUGUGGAGGUCCUAUGGUGGUCCUAUCAUGGGGUUUUCUGAUGUCAUUCUCAGUGGGUUUCAUGACUGAGUGAGGAUUCCAACCCUGUUCUCCAGAGUUGUAACCCAGUCCUAAAACCACAAUGCCACAUCGGGUCUGCAACAAAAAUGGAAAUCUGAAGUCUUAGACUUGGAAAAUCUAAGUCAUUAAUCAAAUAUGUUUGCCAAAAUUGAUCUUGCAUACAAUAAACUGUCUCCUCUGGCCUUGUAGGAUGGACGCCCGAAUGUGUCCACUAUCUCAAGAUUUUCAAUUAUAUGGGGGACCUAGAUCACCUCAACAGGCCCCCCACUAGAGCUGUCCACUCUUUCCCGGUGUAGAGCAGGAGGAGGAUGGAGAAACAAUGAAGUUAUUCGUUUGUCUCCUAGAACCAAUCCAAAACAAUACCCAAACUUGGCAAUGAAGAUGAGAUUGAGGGGGGAUAGACAUUGCUUGUGUUUCCUUCUGUCCCCAUUUAUGUCGUUGGAAUUGCAGCGCAUGAGUGCAAUCCAAAUAGUUAUUGUUCCAAGCUCUGUCAUUUCCCUUCAUACAAUGGAAGACAAAAUGUCUGCAGUGAACAGUCUUAAGUUAAAAUGGCAUCUAGUAUAUUUUUCUUUUCUUUUGCUUCUUAUUAAUUAAGGAAAACCAAAAAAUGCAAGCGCACUAAUCAUUAUGAUUUCUGAUGAUCCAGAAGCAUCAGGUUCUUCAGAGAUCAAAGGACUUUGUCUAUAGGUCUCUCCAGACUGAAUUGAAGCAUUUUAAACUAUUCUUUAUCCUUCCAUCAAUUGUACUUGGGAUCUGCCCUGUGUUAUCUGUGUUAUUUUAUGAUUCCUAGUUCACUUCUUUAUGGCAGCACCAAGGGAAAUGUAACCUAUAAGCCUGGGUUUAGGAGACCUCAUCUUUUCCACACACACACACACACAGGAAUCUGCAGUGAGUCCCAUUUUAAUCAGUGGCAUAUAAAUUAUGGCUAUCUUGUCUUAUUGACUUCAGUUGUAGCCAACGUAUUCUGAAUCUAUCACAGAGAAAUAUAUCACAGAUAUUUUAAUUCAUGAGGAUUUCCAAGUAUUUGCACAUAUGAUGAAUGAAUGUUUUCCACAUCAGAUCAGCGAGUAAAUGAAACAAUCUUGAGUCUGAUAAUGUUUGUAAAAAAAAAUCUAAAAGCUGCAAUGAUGCAGUUACACUUGUAAUCACUAAUGUAAGUAGCAUUGAAAAUAUGGGUUGUUAUAAAAAGGUUCAGUUUGAAAUUCACUAGACUGUUGUCUAAUAAUUGCAAGAAAUUUGUCUGUAAAUAAAUCCUAUAUAUUUUAUAUAAAAUACCUCAGUUCAAUAAAGGAUGUCAUCUCAGUGUGAA